AUGAGCAGACCGCACAAACAUAGUAAUUUUCAUGAGUACUUAUGCAGGCUUGGGCGUCCUUACACCCUUGAUGCAUCAGGGCGGGUGUUCGUUUUUACAAUGGACGCUGAAGAUGUGUACGGCGAAUUGAGUAGAGGUGGGAAGGUGCCCGAGGGGGUCUGCUUUUGUCCGCUCCUCCUUUCUUCUCUCUCUCUUUCUUUCUCACGAUUUUGUACCUCGAUUUCUUUCUCAAUUUACAUUUUUUUUUACCUCUUUUCCAAUAACCUACCUGUCUUUUGCUCUUUCUUGACAUUAUUCCCUUUUUCUUCCUUUUUCUCUCUACCUCUCCCCUCUCUAUAUAACUUUGUUUACUCUUUUUUUUUCCCUUCUUUCCUCGCUGUUAAGCUCUCUCUUUCUUUCUCACGAUUUUGUACCUCGAUUUCUUUCUCAAUUUACACUUUUUUUUUUUACCUCUUUUUCAAUAACCUACCUGUCUUUUGCUCUUUCUUGACAUUAUUCCCUUUUUCUUCCUUUUCUUUUACGGAUUUAAUUCUUUUUUCUUCUUUCUCUGUGUGUCUGUCUCUCUCUCUCUCUCACUUCCCCUAUUGUUUAUCUCCUUCCAUACAAACACUGACACGCUUUCUUUCUUUCUUUCUUUCUUUCUUUCUUUCUUUCUUUCCCUACCUUUUUGCAAGCUUCUAUUUGCCACCUUUCCCCCUUUUCUUAGUCUUCACUUCAAUCUCUCUCUCUCUCUCUCUCUCUCUCUCUCUCUCUCUCUCUCUCUCUCUCUCUUUCCUUAUUUUUCUUUUCUUCCAUACAAACACUGACCAUCUGCUUUCUUUCUUUUUUGUCUUUUUUCUCACUUCACCGUCAAUCUUUUCUUUCUUCCUUCUUCUCUUUUUCCCUCUUUUGUCUCUCUUUUCAUACAGGCCAAUUUUGUCUUUAUUCUUUUUUUUUUCUGAUGUUCUUUCUUUUUUUCUUUUUUCCCCAUAUUUAAUCUUUUCCUACACUCAAACUCUAAACAUACUCUAUCUUUCUUUCUUUCUUUCUUUCUUUCUUUCUUUCUUUAUUUAUUUAUUACUCAUUCUCCCUCCCUCCCUCUGUCUUUGCCUCUUUCUCUCUCAUCAGUAUGGCUCAGCGAAUAAUUUAUAA
Molecule: messenger RNA, 1131 nt
Organism: Acanthosepion pharaonis
Lineage: Eukaryota; Metazoa; Mollusca; Cephalopoda; Sepiida; Sepiidae
Source: the annotation of a GenBank genome assembly